AUGAAACAUUUUCUCGAAGUAUAUAAUUCCUCAACACAUUCUACAACAGGACAUACACCAAAUUCAAUGACACAACAACAAGAAGAAAAGUAUAUACAAAAGAAACGAAGCCAAACACAAAAUAUCAGAAAUUCAACACAAUUUACCCUCAUUCCUGGUACAAAAGUUCGUGUAGUUCUUGACGACAAACCGUUGACAAAGAAACGUUUAAGGUUAAGUCGAAAUUAUUAUAUCGUAGACUCUACGCAAGGUAAUGGAUAUCUUAUAAAAGCUGCCGACGACUCUAUUGCGUUUUAUCCUCGUCAUAAAUUAGUCGAAAGUAGUAAUGGCAAACUUGCUGAAACCAUUGACGAAGCAAAGCGAGGAGUGGUUAUUGAAAUACUUGACUACAAUAUAAACGAUGACACUUAUAAAGUAAGAUAUGAAGGAGGUGUUGAAGAUGUUAUACCAUCUAAGAACUUGAGAGAGUCAAAGCCAACACAUCUGGGACCAUUAGAGCGGGAGUACUGGAAAGACAAAAAUAUGCCAGAAAGAAUAAGAAAAUUCUUCUAA
This is a messenger RNA of Trichomonas vaginalis G3, 552 nucleotides long. Its product is annotated as integrase core domain containing protein family. The transcript has a single exon. The coding region runs from base 1 to 552 and encodes 183 amino acids. The record is from RefSeq and is a predicted model, not a curated record. Lineage: Eukaryota; Parabasalia; Trichomonadida; Trichomonadidae.